Molecule: messenger RNA, 1931 nt
Organism: Galendromus occidentalis (western predatory mite)
Lineage: Eukaryota; Metazoa; Arthropoda; Arachnida; Mesostigmata; Phytoseiidae
Gene: Etf-QO
Product: electron transfer flavoprotein-ubiquinone oxidoreductase
Biological process (GO): electron transport chain
Cellular component (GO): mitochondrial inner membrane
Molecular function (GO): iron-sulfur cluster binding; electron-transferring-flavoprotein dehydrogenase activity
Source: RefSeq, a predicted model, not a curated record
UCCACGGUAAGCCUUGUGUCCUCACCUCCCCGAGGAGCUUCGCCAGCGUGCCAAAAAUCACAACACACUAUUCGGUGUAUCCAAGAGACAAAGAUCCGCGAUGGAAGGACGUCGAUAUGGAAAGGGUCUCGGACGACGUAGAUGUUGUCAUCGUCGGAGGAGGACCCGCGGGCAUGUCCGCGGCGAUCCGCCUAAAACAGAAUGCGGAAAAAUCCGGGAAGGAACUCCGGGUCUGCGUCAUUGAGAAGGCAUCUCAGGUCGGUGGUCACACUUUGUCCGGCGCGUGCAUCGAACCUGGCCCUCUUGCAGAACUGUUCCCAAACUGGAAGGAACUGGGUGCACCUCUCAAGACCGAGGUGAAGGAGGACCUCUUCUAUAUCCUGCGCAACGAGACCUCCAAAAUCCGCAUCCCCAUCGUCCCCGGGCUCCCGAUGAACAAUCACGGGAAUUAUAUCGUGCGUUUAGGGAACGUCGUCUCAUGGUUAGGCGAGCAGGCUGAGCAACUCGGAGUGGAGAUCUACUCCGGAAUCCCAGCGUCCGAAGUUCUCUACGAUGAACAAGGUCAAGUCAGAGGUGUCGCCACCGGUGACGUCGGUGUGGCCAAGGAUGGCUCCCCAAAAGAUAAUUUUGAGCGAGGUAUGGAACUGAACGCUCGAUGCACGAUCAUCGCCGAGGGCUGCCACGGCCAUCUUUCGAAACAGCUCUACCAAAAGUUCAAUCUUAGAGAGAACUGCGAGCCUCAAACAUACGGAAUCGGUCUGAAAGAGCUCUGGGAGGUCGAUCCCAAGAACCAUCAUCCUGGUCGCGUGGUUCAUUCGGUCGGCUGGCCUUUGGAUAAGCUGACUUACGGCGGAGCUUUCAUGUAUCAUCUGGAUGAGGGACCGCUGGUCGCCCUUGGACUGGUCGUCGGUCUCGACUACACCAAUACUUACCUUUCGCCUUACCGGGAGUUCCAACGGAUGAAGCAUCACCCAGUUUUCGCCAACACGCUCAAGGGUGGAUCCAGGAUCGCGUAUGGUGCGCGUGCACUCAAUGAAGGUGGCCUUCAGUGCAUUCCGAAACUGCACUUCCCUGGAGGUUGCCUGAUCGGCUGCGCGCCGGGUUUCAUGAACGUCCCGAAAAUCAAGGGAACGCACAAUGCGAUGAACAGUGGCAUCAUUGCGGCUGACGCGAUUUCGGAGAAACUCGCUGCUCAACACGAAGGCGUGAUCACCCCGGACAACUAUGAGGCAAAUCUGAAGACUAGUUCGGUGUACAAGGAGCUCAAAUCUGUGAGAAAUAUCCGGCCGUCUUUCCACAAUCGUCUUGGCCUAUACGGCGGAAUGAUCUAUACGGGCGUCUUCUAUCUGUUCGGUCGUGGGAAAGAACCCUGGACUCUGAAGCAUGGAGGUAAGUCGGACUCCGUCGAUCACCGACUGAAGCCCGCUUCGGAAUGUAAAAGUAUCGAAUACCCGAAGCCGGACAAUGUCCUCUCAUUCGACCUCCUUUCGUCGGUGUCGCUCACGGGAACUUAUCACGAGGACAACCAGCCUCCGCACUUGACGCUGAAAGACGAUUCCAUCCCGGUCGGACGAAAUCUCAAGACUUACGAUGGUCCUGAGCAACGAUUCUGUCCGCCGGGCGUCUACGAGUACGUGCCCAAGGAAGACGGGGAGAUGCGACUGCAGAUCAACGCACAGAACUGCAUCCAUUGCAAGACCUGUGACAUCAAGGACCCUUCGCAGAACAUAAACUGGGUGACUCCGGAGGGGCCUGGAGGUCCAGCGUACUCCGGGAUGUGAUUUCCGUAGCGGGCGAAUUUUCGUAAUGCAAUACAUUUUCUGAUGUUGUUGACAGUUGAUGGUGAGAAUUUUAAAGGACGCUCCUGUUCAGAGAGGAAUCAGGGAAGGACGAGAUUGUUGUACAAUUCAAUUUUCAAGCGAGAAUAAAAA